Lactuca saligna is the source of this 262-nucleotide messenger RNA. NCBI's taxonomy places the organism in Eukaryota, Viridiplantae, Streptophyta, Magnoliopsida, Asterales, Asteraceae. The record is from the annotation of a GenBank genome assembly.
UUUGGGUUUUUUUUCUUCUGAAGCACAGAAGGUGGCCAAAGAUGUGAAGGUUUAGUGGAAAAGAAGAGAUGUCACAAACCAUCCCAACACCAGCAUCACAUCGUAAAGAACAAACCCAUGGAAUAAUCUCCUGAUUUCAUGAUUUCAAAGUGCCUUACAUGUUCAUAAGGAUUUCGAUAACUACUAUGAGGUAUGUUCAAUGGUUACCUCUUUUUCAUUUCCAGGAUUUAAAGAUCUACUGCAUCUUGAGUUUCUUGAUUAG